Molecule: messenger RNA, 1023 nt
Organism: Gryllus bimaculatus (two-spotted cricket)
Lineage: Eukaryota; Metazoa; Arthropoda; Insecta; Orthoptera; Gryllidae
Source: the annotation of a GenBank genome assembly
AUGGUUGUGGAAGGAUUCAAGGAAAGUCCGCACGAAGGAUGGGUCUGCAAACAGGAUCCACCUCCGAGACUCACGUAUGAGCACCGUAUACAGGCGGAGGCGUUCCCCCCGCGCUGCGGGCCGUGCGUGCAGGAGACGGUGGGCGAGACGUCGCCGGCGCCGGCGCGCGUGUGCCUGGCCGACGACCGCUUCCCGCCGCACCCGUACGGCCCGCCGGCGCGCGACGACUUCGAGCGCCUGCCCAUCACGCGCGCGCCGCCCGAGCGCCGCCAGCCGCUGCGCCAGGUGGUCAGCUACUUCCCGCAGCCCACGCUCAGCGACCACCCGCCGCCCUGCUGCGCGCGCGACCCCGCCCGCCCGCAGCGCCCCGACUGCCCGCCCGACUACCCGCCCGACCCGCGUGCGCACGCGUGCUGCGAGGACGCGGAGAUGCAGGCCGCCCCCGCCGCGCCGCCCGGCAGGAUGGCCGCCGCCGUCGGGCUGUGCCCGCGCUGCCGGAGCGGCCGUGCUGCCGUCGUGCCCCGCGGAGACGCAGAGCGCCUGCGACCCGCAGCCCGGGUGCCCGCCCUGCGGCCUCCCCCUGCGAGCCUCCGCGCCCUGCGAGCCCGCGGCCCUGCCCGCCGCCGCCGUGCGCCCGCGCCCCCUGCGGGCCCCGCUCUGCCCGCCCCGCCCUGCGGCCCGCCCCCGUGCAUCCCGCCUAACACCUUCCCCGUUCACCCCGAGGCGGCGGGCAGCUGCAACCGCCUCGUCUCAGAGGCGGCGUGCCCGCGUCGGCGCGGGUGCUCGUGGCCCGCCAAGGCCUUCAAGCCGUGCGACGACUCGUCGGGGCCGCCCCAGGGCCCGCCCUGCUUCCUGCCCUGGGAGGCCCGCCGCGCCGCCAAGGACGACCCCAAUGCCCCUGACGCGGGCGUCAAGAUCGUGGACAAGUUCAACAAGAUGGCGUACUCAGACUGCGACUGGCGGGAGCACUACCGCGAAGUGCUGGGUCACUUUAACGAAGUGCACCAUGCUGCCAAUUGGUGA